Melanotaenia boesemani (Boeseman's rainbowfish) is the source of this 3482-nucleotide messenger RNA. Its product is annotated as gasdermin-E-like. Lineage: Eukaryota; Metazoa; Chordata; Actinopteri; Atheriniformes; Melanotaeniidae. Gene Ontology annotation, cellular component: cytoplasm. Bases 259 to 1683 code for a protein of 474 amino acids. The record is from RefSeq and is a predicted model, not a curated record. The transcript is spliced from 10 exons. Gene Ontology annotation, biological process: programmed cell death.
CUGGUCUGACCGAACAGAGCCGCGAUCAGUCGCUGUACUUAACGGAACGAGAGGUUUGGGUGCGGACUAUCACUUUUUCAUUCAGAGACCCGUAUUUGCCCACGUUUGGAAUAUUUUGUUCCACUUUAACGCACGGCAUCAUCGCUGACAUUACUGGAGUGACAGCCAGACCCGCACGAGUUCUGAUUGCAUGGGACGCAAACUCAACUUGGAAACGCUUCACAAGCUAAUUUAAGAGACUCAUCGACUGCUGAGGCCAUGUUUUCCAAGGCCACUGCCAAGUUUGUUCGUCAGGUUGAUCCCGAUGGAAGCCUCAUCCACGUGUCCCGAGUAAAUGAUUCCCAGAAACUUGCUCCCAUGGCACUUGUUGUCAAGCGCAACUGCGUCCUGCCCUGGCAGAAGCCCAAAUACCAGCCCACAGAUUUUACCCUCAGCGACUUGUUGCUGGGUGACAGCGUGCUCAGUCCUGGAGUGUCUGAUGCAGAAUUCCUGACCUAUAAGGAGAUAUACGGUGAUGAUCAGUCCGGGACUCUGGACACAAACGUUGGCCAUGUAAGCGUUGCACUGGAGGGACGGGGCACAUCCAAGCUCCAGUCAUGUUUUGGCAAGCUGAAGAAAGAGGAAUUGGACGUGAAGAAACUGUUGAGAGACUCCCACGACAGGUUAGUGGACAUGCAGCAUGUGCUGGUGCAGCAGCUGGAGAAGCGUGCUGAAGUGCUGGCAGUGGUAAAGGAGAGGAUCCUCACCACCAGCUCCUGCACUGUCACUCUGACAAAACAGCAGCAGUGCACCUUUCGGGCGGUACUCGGGCUGCUGGGGCUGCUGGGGAGCUCUGUGAAGGUUUGUGUGAAGGAUGUCAACAACAUUGAGAUAAACAGUGACAUUUCCUUGGAAAUCCCCUCGGGUACAGUCAUUGCAUACAGCAUACUGGAGCUGGAGAUAAAAAAAAAUGGACACUAUGAUAUAUGCCUGCGGCCUAGCACAAUCGGAGGCUUUGAGGAGGACAAUGCCUCAGCGUACGGUUCGCCCGAUCAUUCCUUUACUACAGUGGACGGCAAGAUCAACGGACACACAAUUCAAGACAAAGCAUCUCAGGGUGUGCUACAUGAUGGAUCACAGGAGAUGGAGCUUUCUCCUCUAGCUGAGCUUCCUCAGUCAACUCGAUGCUCAUUAAUCAAGAAGCUCCAAGAGACUCUGAAGGACAGAGCGGUUUUGUCAUAUCUGCAGUGUAUGCUGGAGAAGUUGUGCAGUCAGGAAACAGUCGAUACAUCCUUUACUGAAGAGCUGCCAGAGAUUCUAAGAAAUGCCGUCAUCCUUCCUCAGGACUCAGAGAGUCUCACAGAAAAUGUUCCUGCAUACCUGAAUGCAGCUUACCUGCUGGUCAGUGCCAUGGAAGAGUUGCCAGAUAAAACUCUGAUCUUUCUGAGCGAGAGCCAGCCGGAUUUUCUGGAAGCCUUCGACAAACUGCUGAGGAGGUUAAAGGAGAGCAGCAAGCCUCUCUCCAUCCACUAUCUUCCCAUCUCGCUGCAGGUCUUCCAGCAGGCAGAGCAGCUGCUUGGCACCAUCGGAGUGACACUGAGAAGAGAGGCUGAGCAGCUGUGGAGGGAGACUGAAAAUGAUGCAAGAUUUCUCUCUCUGGUCCUCAGCAUUCGUGGGCUGUCCUUGCUGUGCACUAAGCUGUAGUGGUCAUAGUAUUUGCAUAGAUUCUACAUUUUCCAUUCUUUAUUGUAAAUGCUCAUUGAGAAUAAGCUUAUUGUAGUCUCUUGCAAGACUUUCUCAUAUUGUUAUUGCACUUUUUUUAUUUUAUAUAGUUUUUUACAUGUAUUUUCAUAUUUCACAAAUAAUACAUAUUUUUAUUUUUUAAAAUAAAAAAGAAUGUGAGAUGGGUGGAAGUUAAACUUUUUGCAAUCUGAUGUAAAACUUUUAAGGAAUUUGGAGCUCAAACUGGAGCUUUCUAUCCAAAAAGAGAUUUUACCUUUUAACACACAAUGUUUUUUUGCUUCAAUAAUCAGUGAGAAGCUUUAUUUAUUUACACAAUAAGCUGUUCCUUCUUGCCAGGGCUGACGAAAGAUUUGCUAUCCAGCCAUUUUUCAUGUAUACUUCUCAAGUUAUAGGCAUUUACCAUUUCCUGAAAUACUUGCAAUUGUUAGAAAUGUUUUACAGUGUAAAAUUGAAGCCUUGAAGUUUCAUAUACUGAUUAUAUUUGUAUUUAUAUGUUUUAUGAAGUUGCCCCUCCUGAAUCCAGACAGUCUCUAAUUUAUUUUUGGAAAAAAAAACACACUUAACUUUAUUACAUUGAUGCACCUCAAUCAAAUAUUAUUCUAUGAAGUUCACUUUGUAAUUUCUAUUGUGAAGUUAAACAGUGUUUUAUUCUUUAUUACCAAAAAAUAAUGCCUUCUUCGUGUCCACAAGACACUAUCCCAAGUCAAUUGAAGAUUUUUUUUUUUUUUUUUUUUGUACCGGUCCUUGUAUUGUGAAAAUUGUGAAAGUUUCUCUAAUGUCUUGCUGUUUUCCUACGGCCCUGAAACAUGCUGUGGUUCAGCUAAUCUUGAUCCAAAUGUGCUGUUUAACUUUAGACGUAUCUCAAAACUGUCACUUAUGUCUAAGGUCUUAAAGAAAGUUGCUUACCUUAAUUUAAAUUAAACCUGGUGAAAAGUUUCAAAAUGGUUUUGAAUUGCAGCACACAGCACUGAAACGGCCCUUUUCUAAGUUUUUAACAAGCUUCUUUUAACUGUUGAAAUCUGGGUGGAAAUCUGGAGUCCUUUUACUUUUAGGCUUGUCUGCAGGCUUUGAUACUGUGAACCAGGACCUGCCUGAAGACACAUGUAGGCAAUAAGUGUACACCAAUCAAAUUGUUUUAGUCCUGUCUCUCCAACAGGAGACUUUCUCUAAUUUUAAGACAGCACUCUUCCUCUGUGUCUCCUCUAAAUUGUGGCAUGCCCCAGAGGUUGAUAUUAGUGGCUGUUUGUUUUGCUUAGUAAAUGCUCCCUCUGGGUUCUGUUUUUUUCUUUUUUGUUGAGCACACUGUCUCUAAAGCCAGGCUAAAAACCACAGGUGAUAGAGCCUUCUCUGUUGCAGCUUCCAGACUGUCAGGUCCUGUCAUGGACCCUGAAGGGGCCCUCAGACUUUAGGAUUGUUUAAAUCUAGACUAAAAUACACUUUUUCUCCCUGGCUUUCACUGCUAGCUAAAUAGAAUAUGGAGUAUACCUUAGCUUGUUAUUUUUAUUUGUGAUUUUUUGUAUGUGCACGUUGGGCAAUGGACAUAUAUAUAUAUAUAUAUAUAUAUAAAGAUCAGGAUCAUUGAUGAUGCUGCCUGUUAGAAGUUCCGAGGGGACAAAGAUGUAAUAAAAGUUUUUUUUUUUACUCCAACUUUUUAUUUCAAAAUUUUAAUUAUUUAAUGCAUCUAUCCAGUCUCUGGCUGUUCUUCCUGCUUUAGACUCUUUGUGUGCCACAAGUAUUUUCCAUUAAACUUGAUUAAACCA